AUGGAUUCGAACCAAACCGGAUUUAACCAGGGUUUAAGGAGAGUCAAAAACCCAGAAAGAAGGAAGGAGAAGAAGACGGACAUGGAAGUAUCAAGUAUGGAUUUAGAGCACCAAACCAUGGAAAUGUUCCUGCGAUGGGCAUCAGAGCUCGGCAUUUCAGAUUCUGUUGAUUCUCCUCGAAUUCGCGAUUCGUGUCUCGGCCGUUCCCUUUCCGUCGCCGACUUCCCUCUCGCCGGCGGGAGAGGUUUGGGAGCUGUUCGUGAGCUCAGGAAAGGAGAAUUGGUUUUGAAAGUCCCGAGAAGUGCUUUGAUGACUACAGAAACCAUGACCGCGAAAGAUCGGAAAUUGAGUGGCGCCAUUAAUCUCCACGGAUCGCUUUCUUCGACGCAGGGGAAGAGCUCCUUCUGGUAUCCGUACUCGGUACAUUUACCUCGUGACUAUGAUCUCUUGGCCACAUUUGGGGAAUUCGAGAAGCAAGCUUUACAAGUUGAAGAAGCUGUUUGGGCUGCAGAGAAAGCCAUAGCCAAGUCUCAGUCAGAGUGGAAGGAAGCUGUUACGUUGAUGAAGGAGCUAGAUCUCAAGCCAAAGUUUCAGAGUCUCCAAGCAUGGCUCUGGGCUUCUGCAACUAUAUCUUCACGGACCCUGCAUGUACCAUGGGACACUGCUGGGUGUUUGUGCCCUGUGGGGGACUUGUUUAACUACGAUGCUCCUGGAGAUGAUUCGAAUACCUCAGAAGGUCCUGAAAGGCUCACAGAUGGUGGAUUUGAUGAAGAUGCCAAUGCUUAUUGUCUUUACGCAAGAAGGAGUUAUCAGCUAGGAGAACAGGUUCUUCUGUGUUAUGGGACAUACACGAAUCUAGAGCUUCUUGAGCACUAUGGGUUUAUGUUAGAAGAGAACUCAAAUGACAAGGUCUUUAUUCCUCUAGAAAAUAGCCUUUAUUCUCUAGCUUCUUCAUGGCCGGAAGAUUCUUUAUACAUUCAUCAAGAUGGUAAGCCAUCUUUUGCGCUUGUAUCGACGUUGAGACUGUGGCUGACCCCACAGAGCCAUCGUGACAAGUCGGUUAUGCGCCUUGUCUACGCCGGAUCUCAGAUAUCUGUGAAGAAUGAGAUUAUAGUCAUGAAGUGGUUGUCAGAGAAAUGUGGAAGUGUUUUAAUGGAUCUACCAACUUCUGUAGUAGAAGACACUGUGGUUCUUGGUAACAUUGACAAACUCCAAGAUCCCAAACUGCGUCUGGAGCAGGAAGAAAUAGAAGCUUUUGGAAACGAAGUGUGUGCCUUUUUGAAGGUGUAUCGUUUGUGGGAUGCCAAUGAAGUUUCGGGGAAAGCUAACAGGAUGAUGAGCAAAUGGAGAUUGUCAGUCCAAUGGAGGCUAAGGUACAAGAGAACUCUUGCAGAUUGCAUUUCUUAUUGUAAUGAGAAAUUGAAUAUUCUCUCUGGUACUCAUAAUGGGACUAGGGAUUUGUAA
Messenger RNA from Microthlaspi erraticum, 1464 nucleotides. The record is from the annotation of a GenBank genome assembly. NCBI's taxonomy places the organism in Eukaryota, Viridiplantae, Streptophyta, Magnoliopsida, Brassicales, Brassicaceae.